Molecule: messenger RNA, 3924 nt
Organism: Lucilia cuprina (Australian sheep blowfly)
Lineage: Eukaryota; Metazoa; Arthropoda; Insecta; Diptera; Calliphoridae
Gene: onecut
Product: homeobox protein onecut
Exons: 4
Coding region: 545-3913 (1122 amino acids)
Biological process (GO): regulation of transcription by RNA polymerase II
Cellular component (GO): nucleus
Molecular function (GO): DNA-binding transcription factor activity, RNA polymerase II-specific; RNA polymerase II cis-regulatory region sequence-specific DNA binding
Source: RefSeq, a predicted model, not a curated record
UGGUGGUUGGUGGUUGUAGCGCGUAUAAGGAAAAGGGAAAAUAAAUGAAAAAAAAUAAAUAAAUAUUGUGUUGACGAACUUAGUCAAGGCAUUGCCAACUUAGUUGAAUUUUGGUUGAAUUUUCGUGCGGCCGUUUGUGUGUGUAAAUUAUAAAACUGCAAAAAAAAAAUAAAAAUAAUAACAAAACAAGCUUAUGUUUUAUAUAUCUAAAAUAAUAAUACUAACAAAAAGUAAAUACAUAAUGUGCAAUAAAAAAUAGUUUAUACAAAUUAAACAAUUUAAUAAAUAAUUUACGCGCACUUUGUUAUUGUGUAACGUGAAAUUUAAUAUCAUUGAAAUGAAUUGCGUGAAAAAGCUGUUGGAAAGAGGCGAAAAAAGUCGCCGAUCUUAUGAAAUCGCCAAGCAAUUGUUAUUUUAAACCGUAGUGCUCUUAAUAUUAAUCUGGGACAGACAGAAAUUAAAAAAAAACAUUUAAACUAUCUUAUAGAAAUACGUUUAGAAAUAUAUAUUUUGUGUAUAAAAUACAUUAAAAAGUUUUUACUUAAUGCUCAAUCACUUGUCAAACUCGAAUGGGACGUUGAGCAUGGAGUCAAUUAGUGAAAUAAUUGACCAUCAGACACUGAGUCGGCAGCUGGUAGAAGAUACCAGCGAUCUGAUGGUACAACACACAUUGGUAGGCCGUACACCAUCGCCGGCCUCUUCGGUAACGGUAUUAUCAACGCAUGAUGGAGUGGUGGAUGAACACGAGGUGGCCACAACAUCAAAUGUUGUUUUGAAUUCAGACUCAGGAGAACACAGCAAUAUGGCAUUGGUGCACAAUAUUAUGGAUCAUCAUGGUAGUCCUACGUAUCAAACACAACGGCUACACCAGCAACAUCAUUUGCAUCAGCAGCAGGAACAUAAUAUACAACAGCACCAUCACCACCAGCAUUUGAGUUUGCCGCAACGUUUGCAUCUGGAUAGCCCAGUGCAUUUUGUGGCAACUGAUAAUACCUUAGACGCUUUGUCAGUGGGCUCGAACUGUUCGAAUACAAUGGGACAUAUCAUUGCCGUGGAGCAAGAACACAAGUUAGUGAUAGUUAAUGGCAAUAGUAAUGGUAGCAGCAGCAACAACAACAAUAAUAACAACAAUAUUUGUAAUAAUCAUAAAAAUAAUAACAAUAACAGUAUUAACAGUGAUCACAACAAAAAUAAUUGUGAUUUGGGUGUCGUUUUAGAUGACCUAACGAACGACGAUCACACAACUAUGGAUUCCACAGACCAGCCGAGCUACGAGUCACAUGAGGCUUCUGGGGAACCUGAAUCACAUCGCAAUUCCUCGUUACAUCACAUGCAUCACCACCAGCAACAGCGUAGUCGUUCCAACAUUCAUGAUCAUUCCUCUCUUCACUCAUCUCAAACAGAGCCACUAACAGUAAUAGUUCAAAAUCACGACGACUCUCGGGACUCGGCUACUCAGAUAUUGAGUCCUCCAGAACUUAGUGUAGUGGGUGUAGGAGAAAACUCACUGGGGACUAGUUCCUAUCAAACACUAACAUCAGUAGUUAACGAUGAGCCAUUAUCACCGCCCGGUUUUAGUCCAACAUCAGCUUAUGCUACAUUGACACCUUUGCAGCCAUUGCCUCCCAUUUCCACAAUGUCAGAGAAGUUUGCUUAUGGUGGGCAUAUAAGUGGAGGAGGUGUUAUUAGUAGUUCUAGCACAAAUGAUGCAUCUAGUGACGAUGGAGGUAACGGCAAUAGUACCUCGAAUGGACCAGCUGGAGUUGUUGGCCCUUAUGUUGUGAUGCCAUCUACUCAUCAUAGUCACAAUCAACACCAACAUUCACAACAUCAUCAUUCGCACCAACACCACUCAAAUCCACUGAGUUCUCUUAGCUUAAGUGGUCUGAGUGGCGGUGAACCAUCACCAUAUUCCUCAUAUGACAAACUACCAACAAUGGGGAUGUCUAUGACGCCGCCUCAUAACUAUGGCAGUUCUCCCUCACACACUCUUUCAGGACUUGUAGUAUCCUGUGAUUUGCCGGAAACUUCACCAGGUGGCUGUGGACCUCUGUCACCUCAGUCACCUUAUAGUCACUCGACUGCGACGGAGUUACAGUCACCGAAACCUUCACAAUCGAAUUUGCUGCAUUGUAAGGAGUCCUCGAGCUCGAAAUCAAACACCAUAACUAGCGAUAGUGGUGUCACCGGAUCUGUUGCACAACAGCAGCGUCAUGUAGUGUGCCUGUCCUCUGUUAAUAUCAAUGGCAGUAGUGUUGUGGGCGAUCAUGUCAUUGUUACAGAUUACGGAUCACCCUAUAAUUCUCAGCAAAGAGACUUGAUUGUCUCAACCAAUCCAUCUACCUCAUCAGCAUCUAAUGUUGUCGGUCGAAAUGGCUCUCACUUACAACUACAGCCUCCAAGUCCCGGAGUUCUAAGUCCACACUCGGUAUCUGCCAGUUCUAUGAAUUCUCCUGGCACAGUCGUGACCUUACCACAUAUGAACAACAAUGGUAGCAAAAGCUUAGUAGAUAUAUCAGCAUUACAAGGACAACAACAACAGCAUGUAGUAUCGCUUACUCCUUCACCACCACCAACUCAAAGCAUCGGCUUAAAUGAAGUGCCUCAAACCUUACUAGUAACAGCAAAUCAUGGGAAUGAUGAGAAUAAUGUAUUAAACGGGCGAAGACUGAUGAUUAAUGGCAGUAGUUUAGAUACACAGUUAAUAAUGCAAACGACACAACAGCAACAAGAUUUAAAACCGCAUCCCAUAACUAGUGAGUGUUCGAAUAAUGGAUCGCAACAAAUUGUUAUUCAAUCUCAACAACAACAGCAGCAGCAAACGAUUCAGAACCAACAAAAUCAGAAUGAAAUUCUGCCUCGUAAUAAACACUCUAUUACUAAUUCAAACACAAGCUCAAAUACCAACAACACGAGUACGAGCUGUGGCGAUAUGGAAGAAAUUAAUACGAAAGAGUUGGCUCAACGAAUUUCGGCCGAACUUAAGCGCUACAGUAUACCUCAAGCAAUAUUCGCUCAACGAGUUUUAUGUCGUUCUCAAGGCACCUUAUCUGAUUUGUUGCGCAAUCCAAAACCCUGGUCUAAACUUAAAUCUGGUAGGGAAACAUUUCGACGCAUGUUUAAAUGGUUGCAAGAGCCAGAAUUUCAACGAAUGUCUGCCUUGCGUAUGGCAGCUGCUCAAUUGCCACAACGCAGCUCAUGCACAACUAAUGGCAACAGUUCAAUUAAUCAUCAUAUAGUCAAUAAUAGUGCACAUGAAGAUUUCGAUAUGGAUUUUGUAGGACCGACUAGUAUAAGCAGUACAUCACCGGGCUCUGUUUCAGGUGGACCUUUGGUGUCAGCUGGAGGAUCCUGUCAUCGCAAAGACGAACCUCAAAUGGAACACAUGCCACAACCUAAAAAACCUCGUCUGGUGUUUACCGAUUUACAAAGACGAACUUUGCAGGCAAUCUUUAAGGAAACUAAAAGGCCUUCAAAGGAAAUGCAAGUAACAAUUGCGCGACAACUUGGACUAGAACCAACAACUGUGGGUAACUUUUUUAUGAAUGCAAGACGUCGUUCAAUGGAUAAGUGGCGGGAUGAUGACGGAAAUAGCAAUAUAUCUGGACAUAAUGGUGGAAAAAACUCAUCAUAUCAAUCAAAUUCUAGCAGCAAUAACCAUAAUCAGAGCCUUCAAAAUCACUCCGGCCACCAUAGCAAUUCUAACAAUGGCAGUCAGCAAUAUAUUAACAAUAGUCGCAACAAUAUUGGCAAUUUACACUUACAACUUUCUUCUUCUCAUCAUCAUCACCAUUCAUCAUCACUUGAUUUAGAUGAUGAUGGAGAUAUGGAUCUGGAUUUGGUACACGAUGAUUUCGAACUAAGCGACAACAAUAUCGAUGACAGUCAACACCAGAAAGAUGACAUGUUGUGACAUAAUACAGA